AUGAGCCCACAAAAACCCGUGACAAAACGUAACGACCAUGAAGAUCACAAUAACCAUGGACUUCACCAGUAUCAAGACACAGACGGCCAUUUUUCUCUGGUCAGGAAUUUCCGGCUUGCUGACCUUGUUACCAUCAUGAAUGGCGUCUGCGGAUCUUUCUCGAUCUUCUCGUCGGCCAACUACCUCUUGACGAACGAUCCAGAUUACCUGUGGAGUGCGAUGGCAUUCCCGUUAGCGGGACUCAUGUUUGAUUUUCUCGACGGCAAGGUUGCUAGAUGGAGAAAGUCUACCAGUAUGCUUGGACAGGAGCUCGAUAGUUUGGCUGACCUGAUAUCUUUCGGCGUCGCCCCGUCCUUACUUGCCUUCGUCAUAGGACUUAGGACGUAUCUCGACACAGUGAUACUCACAGGCUUCAUAUGCUGCGGCCUCGCACGCCUUGCACGUUUCAACGCUACUGUCGCUCUUGUCCCAAAAAACGAGGGGGGAAAAGCGAAGUAUUUCGAAGGCCUUCCCAUUCCCUCGUCUCUUGCGUUGCUUGAAGCUGCCAAUGAGGCUCUCAAUAUCCGCACCUCCAAGAAAGAAGAAGAUUGGCAGAAUUACGUGACCCAUAUAAAUGCAACUAUCGAUAAACUUGAUCUGGAAUUCCGCUCAAUCCAUGAUGAAUUAUCUGGAAGGGAGAUGUAUGCACUGGUGAACAGGAAAGGAGACGAGAUUGCCCAAAUGGCGACGGAUUACACCCCAGUUGAAAUCGCUUUCUUCAAAGCUGUUGUGGAGCAAAUCAUGCUUGCUCCUCAUGAAUCGUAUUCCGUUUCAUCUCUCGCUGCACUAAGAGAGCUCACAGCCGCGAAACUCAGCAUGAGCAAAUCCCAAGCUGAAAUCGUGUUGGCAAGUUUCGUGUCGAAAGGUUGGCUCCUGAAAAGCGUUCGUGGGCGCUACUCUCUGUCCACUCGCUCGCUUCUGGAGCUCUUCCCUUACCUCAAAUCAACCUACCCCGAAGAAAUCCUGGAGUGCACUGUUUGCUUUGAGAUCCUAACCCGUGGGAUUGCGUGCACUACAAAAAACUGCAAGGUCCGGAUGCACUUCCAUUGUUUCACCACCUAUCGCCGUAGGCAUCAGGCUUGCCCGACUUGCACAACCGGAUGGGCUGUCGAGAAAGAAAAGUUUCUCCGAGUUGGUGAGGAAGCUGCCAGAGGUGACGAGAAACGGAGAGUAAGAGUGAGGAGCGCCGAACCGAGCGAGGAGGAGGAGGAGGAGGAGGAAGAACCACCCACUCAAGACACACUGCCGAAGAAGGCGAAACGACGUCUGACGAAGGGGAAGGCUCGUGCAGAUAGCAUGGAAGUUGAGGCUGAGGAGGAUGCAGAGGAACCCAGUCAACCUAGCCAAACUCAAGUCUCGCAAAGGAAUCGCCGAAGUUCAAGACGAUGA
Cyclocybe aegerita is the source of this 1428-nucleotide messenger RNA. The record is from the annotation of a GenBank genome assembly. Lineage: Eukaryota; Fungi; Basidiomycota; Agaricomycetes; Agaricales; Hemipholiotaceae.